Molecule: messenger RNA, 1991 nt
Organism: Poecilia latipinna (sailfin molly)
Lineage: Eukaryota; Metazoa; Chordata; Actinopteri; Cyprinodontiformes; Poeciliidae
Product: retinoic acid receptor RXR-beta-A-like
Exons: 12
Coding region: 219-1553 (444 amino acids)
Biological process (GO): regulation of DNA-templated transcription
Cellular component (GO): nucleus
Molecular function (GO): sequence-specific DNA binding; nuclear steroid receptor activity; zinc ion binding
Source: RefSeq, a predicted model, not a curated record
CAUUUUGGCUCUGGUGGAUGAUGGCUCAGAGCCAACAUGGCCUGUAAACAACAACAGCAGCGUCAAAGUAAAGUUAACUGAAUCUGAUUGUCGGCGUGUAGUCUAGUUUAAAUUAGAAGAUAUAACGCGUGGUGGUUUUUCAACAAUGCUUCGAAAGUGCAUAUGAUUGACAUCCUGAAGACGGAACAUCAUUCUCUUCAGCGGGUAGCUUGCGAGCCAUGUCCGCACCUCAACCUAACAGCUCAGCCUCCAACAGCCCAACCAACUUCAUAGGUUCUCCUUUUUCAGUGAUAAGUCCUUCUCUCAGCUCUCCGGUGGUAUCUCCCUCUCUGGGAUUUGGACCCAUCAGCAGCAGUCAGAUUUCGUCGUCAGCACCAAUAUCAGGGAUGCAUUCAGUCAGCAGCUCAGAAGAUAUUAAGCCUCCAUUUGGCCUGAGGCCCAUGCAAGCUCACAGCCCGGGAAUAAUGAUGUCUCAGAAACGACUGUGUGUGAUCUGUGGCGACCGCUCUUCUGGCAAACACUACGGCGUGUACAGCUGUGAGGGGUGCAAAGGUUUCUUUAAACGAACUGUGCGCAAAGACCUGAGCUACACCUGCAGGGAUAACAAGGAGUGCCUGGUGGACAAACGCCAGCGCAACCGCUGCCAGUACUGCCGCUACCAGAAGUGCCUGGCCAUGGGUAUGAAGAGAGAAGCGGUAAAUCCUAUAAAGUGGAAAAACAAGGAUGGAAAAGAUGAGGGAUGGAUGACGGUUCAGGAGGAGCGUCAGAGGAACAGAGAGCGCGAGGGAGAGCUGGAGUUCAGCUCCGGAGUGAACGACGAGAUGCCUGUGGAGAAGAUCUUGGAGGCGGAGAUGGCCGUGGAUAUGCGGGUGGACCUUCACUCCGAUAGAGGGUCUGCAGGAAACUCUCCCCAUGAUGCCGUUUCCAACAUCUGCCAGACUGCUGACAAGCAGCUGUUUGCUUUGGUGGAGUGGGCAAAGAGAAUCCCUCAUUUCUCAGAGCUGCCCCUUGAUGAUCAGGUCAUCCUCCUGCGUGCAGGCUGGAAUGAGCUCCUGAUAGCCUCGUUCUCCCAUCGCUCCAUCCCUCUGAAGGAUGGCGCUCUGCUGGCGUCCGAGCUGCAGCGUGACAGCGCACACAUGGCCGGAGUUGGUGCUAUUUUUGAUAGGGAGAGUGUGCAGAGUGCAGAAGUUGGUGCCAUAUUUGACAGGGUUCUCACUGAGCUCGUUAACAAAAUGAGAGAUAUGCAAAUGGACAAAACAGAGCUGGGCUGUCUCCGGGCUAUUGUCCUGUUUAACCCAGAUGCUAAAGGGCUCUCCAGCACAAGUGAGGUGGAGCUCCUUAGAGAAAAAGUCUAUGCAUCACUGGAAGCUUACUGCAAGCAUAAGUAUCCAGAGCAGCAGGGAAGGUUUGCGAAGCUCCUCCUUCGACUUCCAGCGCUGAGAUCCAUUGGCUUGAAGUGCUUGGAGCAUCUUUUUUUCUUCAAACUGAUCGGGGACACGCCUAUCGACACCUUCCUUAUGGAAAUGCUUGAAGCUCCCCAUCAGUUGUCUUAGACAGGAGCCGCGUACUGUGCAUUUUAGAAAGCUGGAGUCUGGGGAGGCGGGCGUGGGACUGGAGUGGCACUUUAAGUUCUUUUUAAGAUUUGUCAGUUUGUCUCACUGCUGUCUGCGUUACACCUUAGUGCAGCACAGAUUUGCUCUUUAGACCAAACCCAAGGCUUGGCAUGACCUUCAAGCUGGUGCUAUGUGUUGUCAUAACGUCAUGAGUUAAAAAAACAAAAAAAAAAAAAAAACUAUGGUAAACACAUGAAUAUUUUUAAGAAAAAUAUUUACAUAUUUCUCUCAGAGUGGCUAUAAUUUGGGUACUCAUUUUUAUAAGACUUUUUAAACACCUAAACUCAUCUCUAAUGCCUUUCUUUUUAAUUCAAGAAGGAUGCAUCCUGAAUAACGCUUUGUGAAACUUUUUUUUUUUUUAAUUUAAAUCAAAUCUAA